UAUGACGUAAGGAUGGAGAAAUGCCGCAAGCAUUAAUAUUGUUGACUCUUUGUGGAGUCUCGGGAAGGGAGCGAUUCAUUCUUACACUUCGAGCUGUGAAGUUUUAUUACAAUAUCUGCAAAGUGUGACGUAACAAGCUCGGCACUGGAGGGAGUUUGCGUGCCGCACACUGUGUGGUGUUCCGUGGUGCCUGGCCGAUGUUCGCGGCCGUUCGCGGCAAUCGUACUGCUCCCCAUCCGAAGAGGGCGUUGAGGGGCGGGGUAGGGUUAUGUAGUGAGUUACGCGUGUGUGUGCGAAGAAGAUUAGUUGAGAAUGGAACUACUAUCAAUCAACUGUGCAGUCCCCAGUACCUCCUGUCAAUUGCAGCAGUCUAUGCGGGUGAAUGCUAUUGUAAAGCAUUUAUAGACGAAUAUUGAACUUCAGAUGAUUAAAUAUUGUAACUUUUUGAUACGUCAUCUUAGGAUGAAACAGGGCAGCAAUGGCAAAAAUACCUUAGCCAUAUAGUUCUUACUAAGAAACCAAUUAAUAAAAUGACAUCUGGACUUCGUCACAUUGCUACAGAACCUGCAAAUUUAAAUAAUAGGUAUUUCAACAUGGAUAAAAAACGCAGCCCUCAGUUUCGCAAUAAGAUGAAAUCAGUUACUGGAAUGGGAUCUGAUUCGGAGGGCAGCAUAGAGACGAAUAGCCUGUCAGCAGAAUCAACUAAUGAGGUAAUAAUAGCGAAAACUCCUCCAAAGGAAAAUAUAAUUGUUGCUAAUAAAAGGAAAGCUCGCCGAGGCUCUGAGUGGGAAAUAUUAGAAGGAUUGAAAGAUGGCCAAAGGUUUGAUAAGAAACCAGAAGUACUGACAGGGUAUUUGCAUAAAAAGAGGAAAUGGCCUUUGAAAGGCUGGCACAAGAGGUAUUUUGUUGUGGACAAAGGAAUUUUGGUGUAUGCUAAGGGCCCUGGGGAUAUAGCUAGAGGAAAGGUUCAUGGAUCUGUAGAUAUUGGCCUUUCAGUAAUUUCCACAAAAGCAAAAAGACGUCGAUUGGAUAUCGAUGCUGAAGAGUUCAUUUAUCACCUUAAGGCAAAAACCCAUGAGACAUUUAUGCGCUGGGUGGAACAAUUGAAGCAACAUCGACUGUACCGACAACAUUUGCUGACGUAUGGGACCCGUGAAGUUCCUGCCAUUCGAGCCACAGAUGAUGGCAGUCCUACUUCACAUAACGCUAAGAUUCCUUUGACACCUCCUGAGUUGGUUCAGGAUGGCUCUCUGCCACGUGGGGUGAAGCCAUGCUCCCCUCCGCUGGUGGGAGUGGUGGCUGGGGGCAGACUUUCUGCAUGGGUGCUGGAAUCUCUGGCACCAUUGGAUGCAUUGCAGAAGGAACUAGGGCAGGCUGCUCAAAAUGUUGCUCAGCUUGCUCGCAUACUGGAGCAGAUUGAAAACAUCCCAAGUAUUGAUGUUGAGACUAGUUCAUUGGCUGUUACUCUGGCCUCUCAACCUAUUCCUAUUGGAAUAGGAGCCGGUGGUCUCAGUAGCAGUAAUACAUCUUUGGCAUCAGCUAAUUUAGUUGCACGGCCACAAUCAUUGCCUGGUGGUGGUGAGCAUCUCCUGCCUCUUGCAUCUGCAGCAGCAACUGCAGUAACAAUAACUGCAACUGGUGAAAGUGGUCGCCCCAAUUCCAGUUGUACACCAGAUAACCAGCUGAGGGAUGAUUUUGUCAUCUUAGCAAAAGACAUUCACAGCAGUUUGAAAUCUGCUCUCUACACGUUAUGUACGGAACGAGAUCGUCUGAAGACUGCCUUGGAAUCUGAGGGUAACGCUGCAUCUGGAGCAUCUGUGUUGGGUGGAGGUGCAGGUGUUGUGACAGCUCUGCGAAGCCAACUUACCCAGGCUCUAACUCAGAAUGCUGAUCUUCGUACAAGACUGGCUCGUGUACAUGAUAUUGCAGAUUUGAGUGAUAUGUCCUCUGUUGGACCCGCUUCUGAAGUGCUGCAGAAACCUCUCCAUCAAUCCCUGUCGUACAGUUCCUCCUGCAUUAGUGCUUCAGAAUUCUUUGAUGCGGAAGAGUAUGAGGAGCGGGAAGGUGGGGAAGAAGGUCGCAGGGGAAGGGGCCAUGAUGGAAGUGACACCUCCUCUGAGGCAGGCUCUUUGACCAGCGAAGAGGGCAGUGUCAGCAGUGAAAACAGCGAAGUGGGCACAGAGUACACACCAGCACAGAGCAUGGCAGGCGGUGGGGCUGGUGCCGGCAUGAAAUGCAUGACUGGUCGCCGAACGAAGCUCCCUGCACCCAGGCCUGACACUGAGGGGCUUUCGCUCUGGAACCUUCUGUGUAAGAACAUUGGCAAGGACCUUUCCCAAGUGUCCAUGCCUGUAGCCCUCAACGAGCCUCUGAAUAUGUUGCAGCGUAUGUGUGAAGAAUUGGAGUACUCUGAACUCUUGGAUAAGGCUUCAGAACUUGAAGAUUCAUAUGAACGAAUGGUGUAUAUCGCUGCCUUUGCUGUGUCGAGCUAUGGUUCCUCGUAUUUCCGGGCUGGCUCAAAACCAUUCAAUCCUCUUUUAGGUGAAACUUAUGAGUGUAUACGAGAAGACAAGGGAUUUCGAUUCAUUGCGGAACAGGUGAGUCAUCAUCCACCAGUUAGUGUGUGUUAUGCUGAGUCUCGCAACUUUAUCUUCUGGCAAGAUGCUAGAAUAAAAACAAAAUUUUGGGGAAAAUCUAUGGAAUUUCAACCCACAGGGAUGGUUAAUGUAAAAUUACCAAAGACUGGAGAUCAUUACCGAUGGAACAAAGUUACUACUUGUGUGCACAACUUGUUUGGAGGUCAGCGUUGGGUUGAUCAAUACGGAGAACUUCGCAUUACUAAUGGUUCAAUUAAUUGUAAACUCACGUUUGUUAAGGCAAGCUAUUGGUCAGCCAAAAGACAUGAAGUGUUUGGUGUUGUAACUAAUGAAGAUGGUAAAGUGGUGCGCAAUCUUUUUGGAAAGUGGAGUGAGGCCUUAUAUUGUGGAGUGGCUCCAUCUGCUCGUUGUAUAUGGAGGCCAGGUACUAUGCCUGAGGAAUACGAAUUAUAUUAUGGUUUUACACGUUUUGCAAUGGAAUUAAAUGAAUUGGAUCCGGAUAUGGCUAAAUAUCUUCCUAUAACUGACACACGCUUUCGACCAGAUCAAAGGCUUCUGGAAGAAGGUAAUCUGUCAGGAGCUGAGCAGAUGAAGCUGGCCUUAGAGCAGUCUCAGAGAGAUAGACGAAAGCGCAAAGAAUUAGAUGGAAUUUCUCACCAACCCCGGUGGUUCAGCAAAAUGGCACUGCCUUCUGGAGAGGACACUUGGGAAUAUUCACAUGAAUACUGGGAGUGUCGGAAGUCACCUGGUUUUGUCAACAUGAGCUUUGAAGCAUUAUGGUGACUGUUUUCUGUUUGAUAUUGCUUAUAUUUGCUGUUGACCCAUGUUAGUAACGUCAGAACUUAAAUGAUCUUGUCAAGGACAGAUCACUGUUGCUCACAUGCUGCAGCAUGGAGCAAGUAACAUUUUCAUGACUGGCUCUGUGCUUUGUGCUCUAGAAUCAUUGUCUCCUAUUCUAAGUGCAUGUAAUAUUCUGUGCAUACAUGUCUAGUGGUAUUUGCUUCCUGAAGUUUAGUGACAGCUUUUAGUAAGAAAAUAUUUUAUUUAAUAAUUUAAAACUAGGUUCAUGGCACAUUUAUCAGAGGGUAACAUUUCUUAUGAACUCUGUAGCAUGUCUUGUUAACGUUUUACACCGAUUUGUGAACAGAUUUGAGUUUACAUUAUAGUAAGUGAGUUCAGAAUACAAUGAUAAGUUGCCUGUCCUUUUUUUUAUAGCUAUACUUGUUACAUUUUAUAGCUAAUAAUUAUUUAUGUUUAUUUGAUGCAUAAGUUGUGCUGUAAGAAUACAACAAAGUAAUUUUGUUAACAUGGAGGUAAACUUAUGUUAGAUGUUAUAUAAAGUGAAUAUUUUAAACUAUAAUAGAGCAAAGACAAGCCAGCUUAAAAAUGGGCUCUGCUCCAUGCUCUUACCAAUUUUUAUUGCGUCCAUUCUCCUGAAAUCAUUAGUGUGAGGUUCCUGUUGGCAUUGAAAUUGUAUGUUGGUCUCUAUGGUAUAUUUUUAAUUGUUAUGGUACACCUUUUAAUUUAUUAUGUAUUAACUACUUAAUCCCUUUGACAAAGUACAAGAAUGUUGUUAUUUAAAAAGAAAAUGAAGGCAUAUAUAAUUAUUGUAAAACUAUUUGAUAAUCAUGUGAUAUAUGAAAUAAUUUUACUUAUUAUUUACUAGUUGGGACCCAUAUUCCAAGGGGCAUAAUGAUUUUUUUAAGUUUUUUCUUAUUAUGAAGUCUGACAUACUAGAACUUGAGAUAUAUACUUUGUACUUUUUAUUUGAAAAUUUUGUCCAUUAGGGAGUUGAUGAAAAGCAAUAUAGAAAUUGUAUAUAGUCUGUGAUAGCAAUUAAAAAACAAACAAACAACUACACUGUAGUAUUGCUUUCCAUUAAUUUUUGUUGGUGCUUUAACACUGAAGAAUUAAAAAUGAACACUACAGGGACAGUGUAUACUUUAUUUUUUACUUGAUUUCAUAUUAUUCUGUAUUAUAAAUUUCUUGUGUUUGUUUGUAAUUUUCCUACUAAAUAAUGUGGUAUUUCCUAAUUUAAUUUUACUCAUUGCUGGAGAAUUUUUCAGUGUGAAAAAGAUCUUUGUUUGAAAGUGCCCAUUCCAUUAAUUGAGUUAGCCUCAGAAUUUUGUGCAAAUACAGUAUAUUAUUAAGAGGAAAAUACAGGGUUGUGUUAAAAAAUUUUCAAAAAAAUAAUUAUAGGAACUGUAAGAUCAAAAAAAAAAUGAAGCAGUUUCAGGAUUUAUAUUCAUUGCGUAGGUUCAAGAUAAUAACGUAAGUCACUUUCCUUCUAGGCAUCUUGUGCUAUGUAUUUUCGUAUUUACAUAUUUUUGUAGAAAAGUCAUUCCUUCAAAGGAGGGGUUGUUAAUCUUCUGGUAAUAAUAAGGUUAAAUUAUUUGUUUUGUUUCAAAAUAAGAACUGGCAUUUAAUUUAUAACGCUUGGUUAUGUAACAUUAUACUCUUUAUUUUCUGUAACAAAGAUUCUUACAUGUUUUAUUUUUGAAUUCUUUUUUGGUUUAUGUAUCUUUUGUGUUAUCUUUUUCCUUGUGUGUCUUGAUUUCCUUUAUUGUAGGUACACCCAAAUUGGUAUUUAUAAUUUUUAAUUGUGAAAGAACAUGCUUUAUCAGUUAAUUUAUGAUUAAUUAUUUUUUCAAUGUAACAUUUUAUUUUCAUUUACUUCAGAGAUGGUGUAGCACACAUAAUUAUUGUGUAUGUAAAUAAUAGACAAAUAUGUGUCAGAGGUGAUUGAAGGCAGUAAAUUAGCAAUCCCAGAAAUUUAAUGUAUGUUAUUCUUACUUAUGGAUAUAAUCACUUCCCUUUUCUUUAUUACUACUUUCUUAAUGUUCUUAAUAGUUUAUGAAAAUAUUUUCUGUUCUACUACUUUUUUCCACCUUCCAAUCCACAUACCAUAUUAGAGGUUUGUACUUUGUGCUUAGUUAUUUGAGCAAAAUGAAUUUAAGAGAAAGGUUUUGAAUGGUUCCAUUUAUUUAUGCCACUUGUUUUUUUGGCCAAGAUUUAUUGAAUUUUUGUCAAUUUUUAAAUUUUUUCAUGGUUUUGUCAGUUUAUUAAUUUUUUAUCAUAUUUUGGUUUUGUUUAAGUGAGUGAGGCUAGAAAUCAUGUUGAAUUUAGAGAAUGAACUUGUAAAUUCAUUCUCCAGUAAAUCGCAUGUUUUUGUACUUAGUUACAUUUUCCAUAUCUUUUUAUGGAGUUAAAACUAAUUCUUAUAAUUGCAAUAAUUAGAAACGAUAAAUUGUUAUCUUCAAUAAAUUAUACUUCUCACAGUCCGUAUAUAGUACUUUUUAUGAUAAAGUUUAUAAUCUUGUUUAAAAUUUGCCUACAAUUUAUCUAAAGGGCUAAUUUGAAUUUCAUGUAAUUUAUAAUUAUUGUUGUUAACUGGUUGUGCCUAUUAAAAUUAUUAGGAACUUUUAUUUAUAUCCAAUUCUGAAUGUUUUAUGCAAAGAAGAGAAAUGUGAAGUGAUGAAUUUCACUUGGUAGUCAAUAUGUCAUAUCCACCCUGGGCACUUUUUGUCAUGCGUGUAAACAUUUUUAUGACAAUUUCAGAAGAGAUAUUAAAAAUUUCUUCAAUAGUCUUCCUUUUCUUGCAUAUGCAAAGAAUAAUCAACCAAAGAAAUCAUGUUAAUAUUUGCCACAAAAUUUGUUUUUUCAAAAUAAAUUAAUAAUUAAAUGGUUAUGUGUGGUAGUUCCAUGUUGUAGAAGAGUUAAGAAUGUUUAGACAUGUCUUGUUUCAGUUUUGUAGUGUAUGUCCUCGCACUGAAUUGUUGAUUCAUACAAUAUUGAUGUUUAACAUUAGAAUGUGUGCAUACCUCCUAAUUUGAAAUUUUGCAGCAGAGUACACCAAAUUAUUAUCUAUGUGUGUCUUUAGUGCUAGUUUGUGGUAUCGUAACCGCUUUCAAGAGAUGUGAUGCUUUAUUUUCCAAGGCUAGUAGGACACUGCAGUGCUGCUGCUGACUAUUGAUGCUAUAUUUAUCAACACAGAAUAUUUGCAGUAAAUGUUUGUCUUGUUCAUGGUCAUGUAAAUACUGUAUUAUUUGCAAAGGACUGUUUGCUUCUUAUUUUGUAUAGAUGUUUGCAAACAGAGCCAAGGCUGUGCCCAAAUGUUGAAGAGUACAGUGUUUUUAUGGAAUUACGUGUUUGCAUGUUACAUUUGUACCAUAUGAAUAAUGUGUUUAAUUCAGUAAAAAUGUAAUCACACCGAUUUACCAUUGCUCGUAAAACAAAAAUUUACUAUUUGAGAAGUGAAAUAAUGUUGCAAAAUUUUUGUGUAAUGUUAAAUGCAGGGCACAUAAGCAACUUUAUAUUUGUUUGUGUUUGUUCAAUACAGAUUUUCUGCUGCAUUUUAAGAAAAUACAUAAACAUGAUAUACAACAUCCAAAAAAUGUGUACUGUAGUAAAAAAUGGUGCUAAUGCCUCCAAGAUGAGCUUUCUUUAGAACAUUGGUGGACAAUUUCAUGCUAGUAUCUAAAAUAUAUUAAUAAAAAUCAUAUUAAUUUAUUGAAAUGUUAAUGUUUAGGAGAACUUUUGGUGUGCUGAAAUUAAAUGCAUACAUUUUGUAUGACUUCAGAUUAUGCUUAUUGACUCUUCUAAUACAAAAUUGUUUCAUGAAGUGUAUAGUUUGAAUGAUUGUUUUAUCAAGUUUUAUUUCAUUUAGAGAAGAAAGUCUGGUGAGCACCACUUGGUAGUUUUUAAUAUUUUUUAUUGCAACUCCAGUUUAGUUUUGACAAGUUUGAAUAUCAAUAGAAAGUACAUUCAUUGGGCUACCUUACGGUUUUUUAAAUUUUUUAUUAGUGAACGAUUUAUUUUUACAACCCCACUUGUAGGGUUAAUUGGCUGAGAUAGGUUGGCAUUAACGUGGGAUAGGUUGUCACACUACUUCCGUGAGUUUGUGGAGGGAAUAAAUCAAUGUCAAAAUAAAUUAUUUUUCGAUGUUUUAGUGUGUACAAGAAAAUAAAAUCAAUAAACUACAUAAACAUUGCUCUUCAAGCUCUAAAACAUAUUUGAGAUCACGGUUCUGCCACUGCUGCACUGAUCAUAAUGAGGCUUCUGUUCAUUAGAUCUUGUAGGACAUGUGACACAAAGCUUGAGCUUGUGGAAGAUAUGUAGGAACCCUGAGUACCAACCAGCCCUGGUCUCCCCUAUCUAAAAUUUGUGGUGAAAUGGAAAAGGGAUAUGGAUAAAAGGUGCUUAAAAAUACUUUUGGUAAAUUAGUUUUAAAUAUGAAAUUAGCUUUCUGUGCAAAAAUUGUGUUUUAAUAACUGCUCCAAGAAGAAAGAUAGUUAAUAAUGAGUUGGUGAAAGAACUGAUUGAAAUAUUGAUUUGUUAAAAGGAAGAGAAUAAAAGCUGCAGUUAUAGCAUGUUUCCACUGGGAAAAAAUAACAAAAAUUUGUUGUACCAUAAAAUGUUAUCUACUUCAAGAGCUCUACAACAAUCCAGAACAAAUAUGGAAGUACAGUUAAAAGGGCGUAUUUAAAAAAGUAAAAGUAAUUUCAAACAGUUACUAAAAAAUUUUUUAUAAUUGUUGAGCCAAAUUAUACGAAAUGUUUUGUUUCUGCAAUUUGACAUGACUGGCAUACACAGGUUAGUGUGCUGUUGGCAUUAGAAGAUUAUUUCUUUGGUUAAUUGAAGUCAUUGUAUAUUUAUUUGUUUACUUCAAAACAAUUGGAAAUGUGUGAGAUUAAAACAUGUCUGUGGAUUAUGAGGGGGAGAGAUUAAUUUGAAAUGUGUGGAAACUAUUAAAAACAGUCAAAACAAUUUUUUCAUUAGAGAAUAAUCAAUUAAAAUAUUAAGCAUAAUCGCUAGUUGAACCAUCUCUACUGAUGUAAUUGUUUUUUCUGGCAUGACUUUGUUCACAAUUUUGUAAUUUGAGGCUUUUCUUGAGUGCAUUCAUAGAUUCAGUAGACAUUACUGUUUUCUUUAACUUGUUUUUUGCCAGUGAUUCUGCUGUGAUGUUUUAGUUUAUCUGAGUCUAUUAAGUUAUGCCCAGUGCUUGAUUUAUAAAAUUUUAGGUUCCGGAACACACCAUAAAUUAAUGAUUACUUCAAC
Molecule: messenger RNA, 8654 nt
Organism: Gryllus bimaculatus (two-spotted cricket)
Lineage: Eukaryota; Metazoa; Arthropoda; Insecta; Orthoptera; Gryllidae
Source: the annotation of a GenBank genome assembly